GCGCCUCGGUGAGGCGGCGGUCACGUGUUGUUUUGCUCUUUAGUUGGGGCACUCGGUGCGCGAUGUGUUACUUACGGCGAAACUCCCGCCGGCGCCGGCAGCAGCAGCGGCGGUCGGGGAACCUCAGCAGCGUCGCCGGUACUCGAGCCGGGGAGGACGCCGGGCGGCCGCCGGCAGCACCCGCUGCCUAGGGGUGACAGCGGAGGAUCCUGCUGCGGCUCCGAGCACCGCGCUCUUCUGCGAAGGAAUAACUUUAUUUUACCUGCUUCCCUUCAUCCUCCCUUUUUUCUUCCAUUUUUUUUUUAUUUUUUUCCUCCCCCGCGGCGCUCGGGCACCGGAUCCGCUCAGCGUCGGCGACAGCAGCCGGAGGAGCCGGGCGGCGUUCCCGCCGCGGGGCUGGGGAUGGCGAGCCCCGCUGUGCUGGGGCUGCUGCCCCCCCUGAGCUCCCCGCCCGGCCCCAACCUGAACAACAACAACAACAACAACCAGGGCGUCAGGAAGUGCGGGUACCUGCGCAAGCAGAAGCACGGCCACAAGCGCUUCUUCGUGCUGCGCGGCCCGGGCGGCGGCGGGGAGGAGGCGGGGGGCGCCCGGCUGGAGUACUACGAGAGCGAGAAGAAAUGGAGGAACAAGUCCGGGGCGCCCAAACGGGUGAUCGCCCUGGACUCCUGCCUCAACAUCAACAAGCGGGCGGACGCCAAGCACAAGUACCUCAUCGCCCUCUACACCAAGGACGAGUACUUCGCUGUGGCGGCCGAGAACGAGCAGGAGCAGGAAGGCUGGUACAGGGCUCUCACCGACCUGCUCAACGAGGGCAAGGCGGCCUGCCAGGGGUCCCCCUACCGCCACCUCGCCUCCCCCUUCUCCGCCUCCUGCGGCGCGGCCGCCGCCUCGCUGGCCGCCGCCGGCGAAGACCUUAACUACGGGCUAAUCGCGCCGGCCACCGCUGCCUACCGGGAGGUCUGGCAGGUGACGCUGAAGCCCAAGGGCUUGGGGCAGAGUAAAAACCUCACCGGCGUCCACCGGCUCUGCCUCUCGGCCCGCACGAUUGGGUUCGUGCGCCUCAACUGCGAGCUGCCCUCGGUCACGCUGCAGCUGAUGAACAUCCGCCGCUGCGGCCACUCCGACAGCUUCUUCUUCAUCGAGGUGGGGCGCUCCGCCGCCACCGGCCCCGGCGAGCUCUGGAUGCAAGCGGACGACUCGGUGGUGGCCCAGAACAUUCACGAGACCAUCCUGGAGGCCAUGAAGGCGCUGAAGGAGCUGUCCGAGUUCCGGCCCCGCAGCAAGAGCCAGUCCUCCUCCUCCUCUUCCUCCGGGGGGGCCGGCGGGCCCGGCGGCAGCGGUGCCUCCGCCACCCACCCCAUCACCGUGCCCGGUCGCCGGCACCAUCACCUGGUCAACCUGCCUCCCAGCCAGACCGGCCUGCUCCGCCGUUCCCGCACCGACAGCCUGGCCGCCGGCGCCGGCAGCAAGUGCACGCCGUGCCGGGUGAGAACGGCCAGCGAGGGCGACGGCUGCCGGGUGGGCUCUGCGGCCGGCAGCCCCAUGAGCCCGGGCCCCGUGCGGACCCCCCUGAGCCGCUCGCACACGCUCAGCGGCGGCGGCGGGCGGCAGGCGGGGAAGCUGCUCCCGGUGCUGGCCGGCGGCGGCGGGCUCCAGAGCAGCCGUUCCAUGUCCAUGCCCGCCUCCCACUCGCCCCCCUCCGCCACCAGCCCCAUCAGCCUCUCGUCCAGCAGCGGCCUCGGCUCCGAGCCUGCCCACCCGCAUCACCCGCAGCGCCCGUCCAGCGGCAGCGCCUCCGUGUCCGGCUCCCCCAGCGACGCCGGCUUUAUGUCUUUCGACGAGUACGGCUCCAGCCCAGGCGGCGACCUCCGGCCCUUCUCCUCCUCCUCCACUGCCAGCAACCGCAGCAACACCCCCGAGUCGGUGGCGGAAACUCCCCCAGUGCGGGACCCGGGGGGCGGCACCGAUCUCUACGGAUACAUGGCGAUGGAGCGGCCCCCGAGUGGCCGCCUCUGCUACCGGCCCUGCCCCGACGCUGGCAGCGACAGGUGCCAUCGGAAGCGGACCUACUCCCUGACCACGCCGUGUCGGCAGCGGCCCGCCGCGCCGCAGGUUUCCUCCGCCUCCCUCGACGAGUACACGCUGAUGCGCGCCACCUUCGCCGGCAGCGCCGGCCGCCUCUUCUCCUCCUGCCAAGCCGGGGCUUCCCCCAAAGUGACCUACACCCCCUACCCCGAGGACUACGGGGACAUCGAGAUCGGCUCUCACCGCAGCUCCGGCAGCAGCAGCACCAAUCUGGGCCCGCCGGCAGUGGGGGGAGGAGGGGGAGAUGAUGACGGCUACAUGCCCAUGACCCCCGGUGUGGCUGCGUCCUUAGGGCAGGGAAGCCGGGGCAGCGAUGAUUACAUGCCCAUGAGCCCCACGAGCGUGUCUGCCCCCAAGCAGAUCCUGCAGCCCCGGCCAGGGGUGGGUAGCGGGUCCCCGGGAAAUGGGAGCAGCUACAAGACCAGCUCGCCUGGGGAGAGCUCCCCUGACGAUAGCGGGUACAUGCGGAUGUGGUGCGGCUCCAAGUUGUCUGUGGAGAGCUCAGAUGGAAGGCUGAGUAACGGCGACUAUAUCAAUAUGUCCCCUCGGGACCCCCAGAAUGGUCCCCAAGCUCCUUCCCUCACCCCCCCAGACUUCUUUUUUGCCCCUUCAGGGCAUGGGUCCAGUGAGCCCCCAAAGCCCAGCUGCUAUUCCUACAGCUCCUUACCCCGCUCAUACAAGAGCCAGGGCUUGGCAAAGGACAGCGACCAGUACGUGUUCAUGAACUCCCCGGGGAGGAUGAUCCCGGAGGAGGCGGUGUGUGGAGCCAGCCAGUUGCCUGCAGGCACCUUCGCCCCCUCCAGCCACUCGGUGCCUUCGCCCCUGCGGCACAGCCGGACCGAGAGCUUCCUCAGCCAGCGGUGCCAGCGGGUGGCCCGGCCCAGCCGCCUCUCCUUGGAGACCCUGCGGACGGUGCUGCCCAGCAUGAACGAGCACCCUCUGCCGCCAGAGCCCAAGAGCCCCGGCGAAUACAUCAACAUUGACUUCGGGGAUGCUGCCGUCUACUCUCCCCCGUCGCUGCCUGCUGACAGCCCAGCCUCCUCCCUGGGCUCAGGCACGGGGCAGAGGCGCUCCCCUCUCUCUGACUACAUGAACAUCGACUUCGGGUCACAGUCACCCUCCCAGUCGGGCACGGUCUCAGUUGGCUCCUUGGAAGCUCUCUCUCCAGGUUCUUCCUCCAGCACCAGCCAGCCCAAUGGGCGCUACCUGAAGGCGGCUGUGGAGGUGGCUUGUUCGUCCAGCCCGUCGGAUGGUGCCGAUUACACCGAGAUGACCUUUGGCAUGGCCACUACCCCACCUCAACCCAUCGUUCAGAAACCAGAAAGUGCCCGGGUCACCAGCCCCACGUCUGGCGUGAAGAGGCUCACCCUCUCUGGGGUGGAGGCUUUCAUUCUCUCCAGCCCUCCCCCAGACCCGAAUCGGGGGGCCAAAGUAAUCCGGGCAGAUCCCCAGGGGCGGAGGAGGCACAGCUCAGAGACUUUCUCCUCCACCACCACUGUGACCCCAGUGUCCCCCUCCUUCGCACACAACCCCAAACGACACAACUCGGCCUCGGUGGAGAACGUGUCCCUCAGGAAAAGCGAAGGCCUGGAGGAGGAGCAGGGUAGCAGUCCCAUGUGCCGGGAGACCUCGGCUGGCUUCCAGAACGGCCUCAACUACAUCGCCAUUGAUGUGGUGGAUGGCUCCCUGGCAAACUGUGACAAAUCCAGGUUGAAAGCUAGGCACCUCCUGAAUGGGGGCAUCAAUGGAGUAGAGAUGAGCACCUAUGCCAGCAUAGACUUUCUGUCUCACAACCUGAAAGAAGCCAGUGCUGUGAAAGGAAGUACAGGAAGAUGGAAAAGAUGAGAGAUCCACGGUUUGCAGAGCAAGCUUUGAACCUAAUUAAGACGAGAGGAUUGUUGAAUGCAAUGUCAGAGUUUGAAAAGAUGAAGGCUUAUUCUGAAUGACUGGAAGGGUUGAGGGCAGAGCCUUGUUUGUCUCUUGCUUUUAGUUUUGCUGGGGUCGUUUUCAGGAUCCUUGUGGCUUGCCCGAGCCCGGUGCGGAUGCUGCAGCCCCCGCUCUCCUUGGGAUGGAUGGCGGUCCCGGGCGCCAGCAGACCAUCACGCCCCUUUGCUUUGCAAACGGAUUUUUCGCAGAAACGAGGAGCUUGUCUUGAGGCACCUACAGCCCCGAUUGCAGCUGAAGCCCGGUGUUGGGAAAGAGCUGUUUCCACAGCAUUCCCCAAACUGCUGACCCUGGGGGGGCGGGCACCGGCUGCCGGGAAAACCCGGCGCGGAUGGCGGCAGGCGGGAAUGGGAGCGGCGGGCGGGAGAUAAGGAGGGGGAAACGACCGCCGUCCUUCCCAUCCUGUAAACAAAAGGAUAAUGCAGGGAACCCAGCCGUGUUAAUGUGGUACACUGCGGAGAGGGCUCGCUGCUGCUGCUGCUGCCUGUGUUUGUCCAAGGACGGUUAUAGGCUUGCCUUAUUUUAAUAUUUAAUCUGCAUGUGUGUUUGUUUUUCCUCUUUCCCGUAAGCUUCUAAAGGCAGAUCACAUGGAGGAGUGGUGCGGGGAAGCUCGUUGGGAUUGACCCUAUCUGUAGGAGGUGGGCUGUCCUCUCCUGCACCUUGCUUCCCUGAGAAGGGUGCCAGCCUGUAGGGUGCACUCAGGGGUAUGGGAUGCAGGGAUGCAGGGAUGGAUGGAUGGAGCCAGAGUCAGGUAGUAAGGAAGAACCUCACCCCAGCAGCAUCCUCAGCCAGCAGUGGGUUGGGUACCAAAAACGGGGCAUCAGGUUAAUUGCACUUGUGGCAGCCAAACUGGGAAAGUCACAGCGUGGGAAAGGAGAAACACAUCAUAAAGGACUUCAUUGGCUUAAGUUUAAUCAAAUAAUAAACUUCUGCAAAUUUCCUAGUUUUCCUUUUGUUUUUCAUUGGGAUUUCACACUGAAGUUUGUUUAUGGAAGGUCUUCUGCCAGUACGUAAAAAGGUCACCCAGAAUUUUGCUAAUGUAUUUGAGUUUCAAACAUUGUGAUUUGGGAGGCUACUAAGAAUUUAAUGUUUUAGUGAGAAACAUAUUCUGUUUAAAGAAAACUGUAUUUUGCACAUAGACAAGACUAUUUCAACAGCAGUAAUUUGGGUAUAUUUGAGAAAAUCUAAUUCUGAAAAAAUUGCUGAUCUGCAGAAGAGAGCUUGUAUAAUCAGCAUUGUUUAUUUAGUUAGCACUUUUUUCAAACUUUGUUUUUAGCUACAUUAGAAAAGUGAGAAGUUUUACUUCAAGAGUGGUUUCUAGUAAUUUUAAAAUGGAAAAUCCACUUCUGUUUAAUGUUUAGAACAGGAAACUCUGAGAUACAGAGUAUACAAACAAGCUUCUUGUAAUUACUUUCUCAGAAAAUUAAUAUUUUGAUUCGUGCAACAUACAUGUAAAAAAACAUUUAUUGAGUUCUUCUUUAAGGGUAUUGAUUUGUGCAAAAUGCAUGUAAAAAUCAGUUUGAGUUCUUCCUUAUGGUCUGUAGCACUAGUUGUAUUUUCAUCUGGAUAAAUGUUUUAAGGGAAAUAAUUUGUAUAAUUUAAAGGUGGCUGGCUUUCACAUGUAGUGAAUUUCUCUGCUCUCAGUAACUUGCCUGUGUUGUAGGGAGUGCUUUGCUUUUGGAAAUCUCUGUCCAUAUUAUCCUGUCAUGGUAAGAGCAAGCUGUUGUCAAAACAGAGCAGUUAAAAGGUUGCUUGAAGUUAUCACUUCAUUUACUUUUACUGUUCUCUAAAAAUGUGCAAAUGUUUAGGAGUUGGAGAAACAAUUGCCUUCAUCUGAUACGUAAAUAAAAUUAUACUGUUAUUGGUGGGUUAAAACUUGUUACUUGCUGAUAACUAACCUUUGUUCUUAAAUUAUGACUGCUCUUUGGCUUAGAAACGUAUGGACUUGUGUAUGGAUUUCAUUAUUUAUGGAAUGUUUAUAUUCGUUUUUCUGUGAAUUAUUUAUUCCAGUAUAUUUAUGACAGAUUACACUCAGCAAUGAUGUAACUUUUUAUGAUGGAUCUUAGUCCUGAAGUCAAAUAGGGGUUUUGUUUCUGUCUCAGUAGGGUUAAGAUUUUACCCUUUGUGUGUAAUCCUGGAAUUCUUAAUUUAGUUGGUGUAUAGUAGGGAAUUUUCCUUAAUCUAAAUCACCAGAGCGGGUUAUCUUUAAUUUUGUUUUCUUUUCCAUUCACAAAGUGCUCUGUACUUUAACUUGUAAAUGUUUUUAGUAGUUGCUCUAGUUUGCUAAGACUGAGCAGAUAGUACAUGUAAUAAUGCAAAAAACGUUGAGGAUUCUUUCCCUCCUGUGUCAAUUUCUUUUGCCUUGAUUUGUUUGAAGAAGUCAUCAUCUGUAAUGCAUCUACAAUCGUAAUAAGGUGAUUUUUGAUAAUAAUGAUCUUCAUCUGGCACUCACUUUGUCAAUUAGCUUUUAGUUUUGUGAGGGUUUUAUGGUUGCACCUAAACAAUAAAACAGCCUAUCUUAAUAAAACUCUUCCUCUGUCUUUCUAAUGGCAUUUUAGAUUGUAGAAGACAUAAUAAACUUUAUUUCCUUUUUCUUUGGGAUUACUUUACACAAUGAAUUAUAUUACUGAGUUGUUUUUUUUACCUCCUCUUCAUAUGUCAACUGCCAAAAAGUUUUGGUUCUCAGAGCAACAUGACAAUGUUUUUCUGUUUAACAAAAUUAAUGCUAAUUUUAAAAUGACUUGUUAAAAGUAUUGAAAGAACUAUAUGCUGUUAGAAAUCUGUACAUCUUUUCAAGUCUUUAAAAUCGUUGUAGUAGUUUCUCUCACUGUCAAAUUCUGUUAGAGCAUCAAACUAACUGCAGAAGGAAGUGAGCUAUUUUUAAUAACUUACAUAGCUUGAAGUUUUACCUCACACAUAGAAUUAAAAAUUUGAAGUUUUCUUGUAAACACCUCAAAAUUCACUUGCUGUCUUUCAAAAGGCACUUUGCAGGUAUCCAGAACAAAAUUGUUAGAUCUAAACCUAGCAUGCCACUUGUGAAACACAGAAUGUAAACUGAAAUAAACUAUCUAGGAUUAAAUUAAACUUUUAAUAUUUUAAAUUAUGUUGAUUAUAUGGGUGUCAGCUUGUUACAAGCAGAUAGAAUAUCAUGACAUUUAUUAGACUUUUUUUUUUUUGCUUUAUACUUUAAAUUAUGUUUAGCUAUCCUGCUCAUAGAAAGAAUGUCAUGGUUACUUUGAGUCAUUUAAGAUAAAUUGUUAUAGACCAAAUUGAAUGGUGGGUUUGUUCUAAAAUGAACCAGUACAGUCAUUGCUCAAGGCAGAGGAAAUGCUUAAGUUGGUGAUUGCUUCUGAUUACUUGAUUUCUUUCAAGAUAGCUGCAGAGACUAAGGUUCAUUUGUAAGUAAGAAGAAUAAAGGAGUAUUUGAACAGAAAGAAUAUUAAGGCAUAUUUUAUAUGGUAGGGUUGAGUUUUUUUGGGUUUUUUGGUUUCUUUUUUUUUUUUUAUGUUUUGUUUUUUAAGGAGAGGCUAGCAUGUGUUUCUUUAAAGUUGAUUUAGUUUUAUUUUUAAAUAGUGUUAAAUACAGUGGAAUGCUGAAGUGGUUUAUAAGCUGAAACACAGCAAGCAUCCACUGAAAACUUUAGCCAGUUACUGUAUGUAAUUUAACUUCCCUCUCUAUUCAGCAGUUAAAUGGCAGCAUAGGUACACCCAAAUAUUUUCUGUCUUUUUCUCUAAAAGCAUCAUUAAUAUGUUUCUUUUUAAAGUAAUAAACAUCUUAAAAAGUGUUAUAUCUGUUGCUUUUUUAUUCUGAUUUUGUUGAAAUAGAAUAUCCUUUUUAUACUAGUUGUCUGUAUGUUUUUUUUCUUUGUCCGUGUUCAUUGUGUUAGUCAUGGUAUAGCAAAUUUUGUGGAAGUUUGAAGUUGAUAAACUAUGUGUAAUAGCAAUUUAAAGUGUAUAUGUUGACUGAUUUGUUAAAUUGGGACGUGUAAUUAUGAGAGUUUCACAACUCUGGGUUUUUUUGUAGUUUCUUACAAUGUUUGCUUAGAAGUUAUCUGUGUAUGCAUGGAAAUCAGUAUUAUCCCUUGAGUUUUUAGAAGAUGGUGUGACCUCCAAAGUUCAGUUAUGUUUUCUUUGUGUCUGUUGUCUGGCAUGUAGUUAUUUUUAAAGUUCUGUGCAUAUGUUUGUAGAGGGUCAAGUGUGUCAGCUUUGGAAAGCCAAGUUCAGCUCAAUAGUCCCCUUGUUGCUGAUUGUUGAAAACUCUGGCUCUUCAGCAGCAGAGUUUUCAAAGGAAAACUUGUUUGUUUGUUUUGUUGCUGUUUUGGGUUUUUUACACUUGUGUUUGUGUCAACUGCCUUUAGCUAUCUAGCAUGUGGGGCUUCUUGGAUUAGUCAGUGUGCCAGGGCUCUGGAGAACCAGCAGCAGUAAACAGAAACAGCAAAUGUGACUGCCCCCAUUGUCUUUUAAAUGCAAGGUACAAAGUACUGUGCAUUUUCCCCUGCAUCUCUGUCAGCUUUGAGGGAGCCAGGAUUACUGGUUUAGAUUGCAUUUGCACUUUCCACACUAACAGGUAGAAUGAAUCCCCCCUCAGUUGCAGGGUUGUUUUGUAGUUAACACAAGCUUUAAGACUUGGGUAUUACAAGUCUCAUGCAAACCACAGAAAAAUGAAUGCAAAGAUUUCUUACAUCUUUACAGAGGGUCCCCUAAAAGUAUUUAUUGGUGUGUUAAAGUGCUAACACAUCUAAGUAAUAUUUGAGGCUGGCUCAAAGACAGCAGUAGUUAGUAAUCCCUGUGUAGCCACUUAAACAGUAAUGAGCAACUUUCCUGAAGUAUAGGUGAGCUAUUUCUAUGCUUAUUUCCAUGGAGUUAUGCUAUUACUUGGUAGCUGAGGUGACAAAUUGGAUACUAAACUGGGACUGUUUAGGAAAGAUUUUCAACCUAUGAUGAGAAAUCCUUUUAGAAAUUAAUUUAAAAGACCAAGGACAAUACUUGGAGUUCUGUUCCCAUUUUUGCUUUAAAAAGCACUUCAAAACAUUGACAAUUUUUUUAAAUCAGUGAUGAUGACCUCAAAUUCUGUACAGCUGUAUAAAAAAUAAUAAGUUUAAAAAAUCAAGUUCUUGCUCUCAGUGCAGGGCAAACACACUCUGGAAAGGAGCCUGUUACAAGGGAACA
Molecule: messenger RNA, 9200 nt
Organism: Oenanthe melanoleuca
Lineage: Eukaryota; Metazoa; Chordata; Aves; Passeriformes; Muscicapidae
Gene: IRS2
Product: insulin receptor substrate 2
Exons: 2
Coding region: 403-3933 (1176 amino acids)
Biological process (GO): insulin receptor signaling pathway
Cellular component (GO): plasma membrane; cytosol
Molecular function (GO): insulin receptor binding; phosphatidylinositol 3-kinase binding
Source: RefSeq, a predicted model, not a curated record